This is a messenger RNA of Symbiodinium sp. CCMP2456, 1461 nucleotides long. NCBI's taxonomy places the organism in Eukaryota, Dinophyceae, Suessiales, Symbiodiniaceae. The record is from the annotation of a GenBank genome assembly.
AUGACAGUCCUUGCAGUGUUGAUUCAGAUCCCUCUGUCGGUUUAUGUGCUCAAUGUGAAGAUCUCAACGUUUUCGACUACUUUGUUGCAGCCCCUUCGGUCUCUCGUGGACGACAUGGUGGCGAUGUCCAGCCUGGAAUUAGUUGGCAUCGACGAUCACACUGCCCCCGGCACGUCGAUGUUGAGCAGCAAAAACUCGAAAGACAAAAUCAAGACUGCAGAGGAGCUUGAGAACCUCAACACGGCUUUCCGUGCCAUGCGCAGCGCUAUCAGGUCCUGGUCGCUUUUUGUUCCCCCCUCUGUGGUGGAACGCUUCUACGAUGCAGGCCUAGAGGCGAAAGUCGGAGUGACCAGAUGCGAGGUAACGGUUUUGUUCUGUGACAUCGAAGGCUUCGAGGAGACUUGUCGCGAGAUGGAUCCCGACGCCGUCCUGAGCAAGCUGACAGGUGUCUUGGGGACCAUCGCAGAUGAAAUACAGCUCCAGAAUGGGACGUUUCUGGAGUUCAUCAGCGAUGAGGUCAUGGCCGUGUUCAAUGCACCCAACAAGCUGCCUAACCACGCUUCAGCUGGCUUGCUGUGUGCCCUGGCAAUCCAGAAGGCUGUCGUCCAGCACAAAGUCCUGGUCGGGAAUCAGGAGAAGCCGAUUCGGUGUCGAGUUGGAGUCCACACAGCUUCCAUCCUUGCAGGGAACAUUGGUUCUCACCAGAGGAUCAAGUACGGCUUGCUGGGGGACGGUGUGAACCUUGCGGCGCGCAUGAAAGGCUUGAAUACCAGAUAUGGAACCUGCACACUCUGCAGCCAAAAUGCGCUGUCGGCGCAACAAAUACCCUUGAACCUCGCAACCAGGCCGGUUGAUCUGGUGGCCGUGAAAGGCAAGAGUGAACCCACCAAGGUUUGUGAAGUCAUUGGCUUCAUGAAUGAGCACCCGUCGCUGGCAGAGGCAGUGAGACGUCACCAGCUGGCCUUCGACCUAUACUUGGGCCGGAAGUUCAAGGAGGCCAUGGAGAAGUUCGAGGAGGUGUCUUCUCUCCUCGCAGUCGCGGACAGACCAGAUGAUGAGACGUCCAACAUGAUGAUUUGCAGAUGCGAGGAGUACAUGAAGAAUCCUCCGCCUCCCGAGUGGGAUGGGGUGGAGCAUCUCAAGUCAAAGUCGUUCGGCGUGCCGCAGCGGCAGAAAAAUCAGAUAAAGGAGAACCUCAUCGGCAACGCGCAGCAGGAGAAUGAUGCGAAACUUGCGCAAGAGAUGGCGAAUGGAAUUUUGCCGGCUGAAUCCGUGGAGUCACAUGUGCUUCUGGUAGAAGAUGGCGACGGCAAGGACGAUGGCAGCAGUGCGAAACGGCCCUGCGGAGCAGGCUGCGCCUGGCAAAGCACAUUUUGCCAAAGCCCAGAGGGCGAGCUACAAGGACCUCACGCCGGCCAGGCGAAAACUGAUGGUGCAGCUUCUGGCAUGGUGGGCAUUUGA